This is a messenger RNA of Ostertagia ostertagi, 723 nucleotides long. The record is from the annotation of a GenBank genome assembly. NCBI's taxonomy places the organism in Eukaryota, Metazoa, Nematoda, Chromadorea, Rhabditida, Trichostrongylidae.
AUGACUAAAACAGUGUUGCUGAAAACGUUCAAGAGGCACGGACUUGUUCAAGUUAAUCCUAUGGGUGAAAAGUUCGAUCCCAAUUUGCAUGAGGCAGUGUUCCAAGUUCCUGCAGGGGAGGAUACGAAGGUCGAGCCUGGGCAUGUAAUGCAUGUUUCAAAAGUCGGAUAUUCUUUGAAAGAUCGGCCCAUUCGAGCUGCACAGAGUUCUUGGAAAAUGCCCGACGUGACGCACAACGCUGGUGCAUCCAAAGUGAUGAAAUGUCGCUCACGUUUACCCGUUGAUUGGCGUAAACCCAAAAUGCAUGAUGUUGAAAUGAACUCGACUUUUACUGUAAUGCCAUCCGACUCCGACGUUCCAGAGGAAAUCAGAGAAGUCCUGAACGAGGACAAGCUGACUAGUCGAAGCGUCAAACGCUAUGCUUGCGUAGAUGAAUGGAUUUCAAUAGCAAAAGAAUGCAAAUAUUUGCCCGAAGAGGAUAUGAUCUCACUUUGUAGUUGUCUUAUUGAUCGUCUUAUACGACAACCUAAUGUGGUUCCUGUUGAAACACCAGUAACCAUCUGUGGAGAUAUUCAUGGGCAGUUUUAUGACUUGUUGGAACUUUUUCGUACUGGUGGAGAAGCGCCAGCUACGAAGUAUGUUUUCAUGGGAGACUACGUCGAUCGAGGAUAUUAUAGCUUAGAAACCGCGAGCGAGGAGGGCUACUCUUCGCAUUGUUACUGA